AAACAAAUCCUUAUGAACUCCAACCCAAAGUGAAAAAAGUUGGUGCAAACCGCAUUAAAACACCACUUAAAUCUAACUCUCCACGCUAAAAUAACAUUUACUAGAUUAAACUAAGUUUCUUUUCAUAUUUUUUUCCUCUCUGACAGGCACACAUCCACCAAACUGUCCAAAUCUUUUCUUUUUAUAGUUUUUUUCCUUCUCUCUCCUAAAAAAGGUUCUGUCCGUUACUUGGCACUGUGACUCUGUGAGAUGUCUUCGUUUCUUGUUUUCAUUCAAUUUAUUUAUUAUUAUUAUUAUUGUUUUUGGUAUCAGUUUUAUUUUGUGCUCAAUAGCUUAUGUAAAUGUUAGCAAAAACGGUUCUUUCAAACAUGGAAAAAAACAAAACUUUGUAAAGUUGAGAACUUUAGUUUUGAGGAAAAAAGGAUUGCUUUGCUUCUUUUUACCAAACCCAAUUCUGGGUUUUACCAAAUACAGCCUAAGAAAACGAAUCCUUGCUUGUUUUACAUUGUUUGUGGGGCUAUUUGUUAAUCUAACUUCCCUUUUCUGCUUGCUUCAAGUAAUCUGUCUAUCUCUUAAUAUAAUAAGUUUCAUUUUUUUUAUUACUUUAUUUGGUGCUUAAUUUUCUUCAUCACCAUCGUUGAGGGAGCUUGUUUUGGAGAUUUUGUGAGAUUUGGUGCUUUAUGGGAUGGGGAUAUUGAUGCCACUGAUUCUCCUGCUUGCCAAACUCUGCAUCAUUGGCUUUGCUUUAGUUGUUCAAGGAUCUUCAGGGCACGAUGCAUCCCCAUUUCCAGCAAAGUUUUUUUUGUUUCCUCCUACGGAAGGAAUCCCUGGUGCUGUCGAACAAAGAAGCGAAACACCAAGCACACUAUCUCAGCCAAAUGGGUCAGAUUUGCAUUCUCCUCCUGCACUGCCACCUCUUAUGUCUGCCCCAAUGUCUGAAACAACUGAGCCACCACCAACACAUAAUACAGAUCUGCCACCCUUUACUAUUGAAGAACAAGUACCAUCCUUGGCACCAAGGACUCCAGUGGUAUCACCACCAUUUAAUACAGCUCCUCCGCCUCUGCUUGUUCAAGUACACACACCAUCAAAGUCACCAACUGGUCCUCAGAAAAAGGAACCAGUUGGUAAGUCUCCUUUCUCAGUGCCAGAUGCUCCAGCUCCAGUUGCCUCUCCUUCAAGGAAUUUGCCUCAAAAUUCAUCGGCUACCCAUCCAUUUCCAUCAAUAACACCGCCAGAGAAUUCUCCAGAAAAUUCACCACUUGUCCAUCUAACUCCGGUUGCACCACCAUUGAGGAAUUCACCACAAAAUUCCCCAGGCAUUCGCUCCAGUAGGCCAAGUGCUUUACCCCCAACUGCUAAUCAAAGAAAUUCAUCUAAUAAUAAGGCCCCUGUUCAGGAGCCAACUGCUUCAGCUCCAGUAGCAUCACAAUUGAGAAACUCACCACAAAAUCCCCCAGCCGUUCACUCCAUUAGGCCAAGCGCAUUGGCCCCAACCCCAAGUGCUAAUCAAGGAAAUUCAUCAAAUAACAGGGCACCUAUUUUGGGGUCAAUUGCUCCAGCUUCAGUUGCAAUAAAUUCAUCACCAAAUGAAACAGCCAUUCACUCCCAAGGGCCAACUGCUAUACCACCAAGUGCUCCAAUUCCGGAGCCCAUUGCUCCAGUUGCAUCUCCCCCAAGGAAAUUAGAUAGGACACCACCACCUGUCCGCUCAAUCAUGCCACCGUCCAUUUCACCAGUGUCAGUUGUAUCACCGUCAGGAGGAUCACCUCAUAAUACACCAACCAUCCACCCAAAUGUGCCAGGAGGAACCCCAUCUCAGUUACCAGAUGCUGAUAUUCCUCCUGUUCCAACUCCACCCUCAAGCGUCAACUGGAACAAUAAUGGAAUACCUGUUGCAUCACCUGCAAACGAGAUAGGCAAGCCAGUUCCACCUGUGAACCAUACCCUGGAAAAUGGUUCUUCGCCAGCCAUAUCUCCUGCACUGACAGCUAUGAGACACCCUGGUAAUUCUACCGUUCCAGCUCUUGCUCCUUUGAAUGAAGGGUAUAACUCUCCAGCAUCGUCACCUGUAAUCUCGUUUCAUAAGCAUCAACAUACAAGAAAUGCAAGAACCAGUCCUGCUCCGGCAUCAUCAUUCCUGAUUUCACCUGCGCCUUUGAAACAGCAAGGUCCAGUCAUCUCUCCAGCAUUGUCGCCUUCAAUCUCAUUUCAUAGGCAUCAACAUACACGAAAUGCAAGAACCAGUCCUGCUCCUGCAUCAUCAUACCUGAUUUCACCUGCGCCCUUGAAACAGCAAGGUCCGGUCAUCUCUCCUGCAUUGUCGCCUUCAAUCUCAGUUCAUAAGCAUCAACAUACACGAAAUGUAAGAACCGGUCCUGCUCCUGCAUCAUCAUACCUGAUUUCACCUGCGCCUUUGAAACAGCAAGGUCCUGUCAUCUCUCCAGCAUUUCUUCCGGGAAGAAGGCGAACGCACCAUGCUCCUGCACCCCUUCAUCCUGUUUCCCCAUCCCAUUCUGCUAUUCCUUCAUCGGUAAGCACUGUUUCUCCUGUUCCUUCACCAUCUCCAUUGACGGCAUCUAGGCAGACCAAAAUGCCACUCAUCUCCCCAAAAGUUUCUUCUUCUGUGUCUCCAUUGAGGAGUCCCAAGGUGCCACCUCCACCACCAGUUAUGUCAUUUCCACCUCCACCUCCUAAUGAAGAUUGUUCAACAACUAUUUGCACUGAACCUUAUACAAAUAGUCCGCCUGGAUCACCAUGUGACUGUGUCUUGCCAAUGCAAGUUGGAUUACGCCUGAGUGUCGCACUGUAUACUUUCUUCCCUUUGGUUUCUGAGCUAGCAAAGGAAAUUGCUGCUGGAGUUUUUAUGAAACAAAGUCAAGUUCGCAUUAUUGGAGCUAAUGCUGCUAGUGAGCAACCAGAGAAAACAGUUGUCCUUAUUGACUUGGUACCGCUUGGUCAAAAAUUUGAUAACACCACUGCCUUCUUAACUUAUCAGAGAUUUUGGCAUAAACAAGUUGCUAUAAAAACUUCAUUAUUUGGGGAUUAUGAAGUAUUAUACGUGCACUAUCAUGGUUUGCCUCCUUCUCCGCCUUUGCCACCUUCUGACAUUGGUAUAAUUGAUGCUGGACCAUAUUCUGGUAAUGACAACAAUGCAAGGGUUAUAAAGCCCUUGGGUGUUGAUGUGCACGGGAAGCGGCAUAAAUUUGUGCUUGGUGGUGGCGUGAUUGCUAUAAUUGUUCUGUCCAUGUUGGUGGCUAUGGUGUUAUGCUCCACCAUUGCAUGGUUUUUGGUUUUCAAACGUGGGGAUCACACCAGUCAACAAGCAGUGACUCCACAACAUCCCCUAACAUCUCUUGCCAAACCAUCAGGUUCUGUUGGGUCAAUGAUUGGAAGUGGUCUAAGUUCCACAUCACUGUCAUUUGGCUCUAGCAUUGUAGCUUAUACAGGAUCUGCUAAGACCUUGAGUGCAAGUGAGAUAGAAAAAGCCACUGAUAAUUUUGAUGCUUCAAGAGUACUCGGGGAAGGUGGAUUUGGUCGUGUUUACAGUGGUGUUCUUGAAGAUGGAACUAAAGUGGCAGUCAAAGUUCUGAAGAGAGAUGAUCAACAAGGUGGCAGGGAAUUCUUGGCUGAGGUGGAGAUGCUUAGCCGUCUUCACCACAGAAACUUGGUGAAGUUGAUUGGCAUAUGCACAGAGGAGCGCAACCGCUGCUUGGUUUAUGAACUCAUUCCAAAUGGCAGUGUUGAAUCUCACUUGCAUGGAGUUGACAAGGAAUCUGCACCACUUGACUGGGAUGCCAGGAUAAAGAUAGCCCUUGGUUCUGCUCGUGGAUUGGCUUAUCUCCAUGAAGAUUCAAGCCCACGUGUCAUACAUCGGGAUUUUAAGUCAAGCAACAUCUUGUUGGAGCAUGAUUUCACACCAAAAGUGUCUGACUUUGGUUUGGCUCGAACUGCCAUGGAUGAGGAAGGCAGGCACAUAUCAACACGUGUCAUGGGAACUUUUGGGUAUGUGGCUCCUGAGUAUGCAAUGACCGGCCAUCUUCUUGUGAAGAGUGAUGUUUAUAGCUAUGGUGUAGUCCUUCUUGAGCUUCUGACAGGGAGAAAACCUGUAGAUAUGACACAGCCACCUGGUCAGGAGAAUCUAGUUGCAUGGGCCCGUCCCCUUCUAGCAAACAAAGAAGGGUUAGAAACAAUUAUAGAUCCACUUCUAGGUUCUGAUGUCCCUUUUGAUAAUGUGGCCAAAGUAGCAGCAAUCGCUUCUAUGUGUGUUCAACCAGAGGUAUCACACCGACCUUUUAUGGGUGAGGUUGUUCAGGCUUUAAAAUUAGUAUGUAAUGAAUGUGAUGAGGCAAAAGAAGUAGGCUCAAGAGGUUCUAUUCAAGAUGAUCUCUCCAUUGAUUUGGAUGCUAAGGUUGGUACUGGCUCAGGGCAGUUGACUGAUCCUUUGCAAAGCCAUUAUUCAAUUCCCAACUAUGACUCUUGUCUUGAUACUGAGAGAGGACUAUCAGUGUCAGAUUUGUUUAGUUCAUCGGCAAGAUUUGGGAGGCAGACAUCCGGGUCAUUGAGGAGGCACUGUAGUUCAGGUCCCUUGAGAACAGGGAGGGGAAGUCGAUUCUGGCAAAAAAUUCAAAGAUUGUCUAGGGGCAGCAUCAGUGAACAUGGUGCUAUGAUCAGGUUCUGGCCAGGUUCGCAUUGAAAAACCCCUCUUCCAUGCAUGUACAUGAGCCUGUCCCUUGAUUUUCUGAAUGUCAAAAUUUGUUGGCACCGACAGCAUGUGCUCCCGCGUGCUGAUUUAAAAGUUGUGCUACAUUUCGAAAUUGGGAAAUAAACAAGGAAACUCUGAGGAAUGCAAAAUUAUGCAGCAAGAUUCUUAAUCCGGAACUUCUGAAGGAUGAUAUUACUGCUAGUUUGUAAUUAACCUGAAUAAACGUCAGAUUGUCAACUGGAGGAGCUUUCAUCAUGCAGCUGCACUAUGACCAUAGAACGAAUUCUUCUUUUUCCUUGCACGAUGGAAACGUUUCAUGAUCCACAACCCAAAUUGCAUUGUUGGGGUUGUGUUUUCGUAAUAAGAUGGCACGAUUUUCCCAUUUUGAGGCUCAGAAUCUCUCCGAAUUCAGCUUUGAUCUUCUCUUCUUAGAAGAAAAAAAAAAAUUACUCGAAUUCCCAACACCCCCACCCCCUCGACACCUUUGUUUUUGUUAUGUGAAAUCACAUGCCACUCAAAUGUACAGAAUAUUUUGUAUCAUGAAAUGAAUAUCUUAGUAUUAAAACAA
Molecule: messenger RNA, 5273 nt
Organism: Durio zibethinus
Lineage: Eukaryota; Viridiplantae; Streptophyta; Magnoliopsida; Malvales; Malvaceae
Product: receptor-like serine/threonine-protein kinase ALE2
Biological process (GO): protein phosphorylation
Molecular function (GO): protein kinase activity; ATP binding
Source: RefSeq, a predicted model, not a curated record